CCAGACCACGAGAAGCAUUGACACAGUUAUUCUCGUACAGCAGUCCAGUGUACACAGUCCACGCUCAACUCCUUUUUGUGUUUUUUCCCUGUAUACCAGUAACUUAUCAACAUGUGUGACGACGAUGUUGCCGCUUUGGUUGUGGACAACGGGUCCGGUAUGUGCAAGGCUGGGUUCGCCGGUGACGACGCACCAAGAGCCGUCUUCCCAUCCAUCGUAGGACGCCCCAGACAUCAGGGUGUCAUGGUGGGUAUGGGUCAGAAAGACAGCUACGUCGGUGAUGAGGCCCAGAGCAAGAGAGGUAUCCUCACCCUGAAGUACCCCAUUGAACACGGUAUCGUCACCAACUGGGACGAUAUGGAAAAGAUCUGGCAUCACACCUUCUACAACGAGCUGCGUGUGGCCCCAGAGGAGCACCCAGUCCUGUUGACAGAGGCUCCCCUGAACCCCAAAGCCAACAGAGAAAAGAUGACCCAGAUCAUGUUUGAGACCUUCAAUGCUCCAGCUAUGUACGUCGCCAUCCAGGCCGUGCUGUCUCUGUAUGCCUCUGGUCGUACCACCGGUAUUGUGCUCGACUCCGGCGAUGGUGUCACCCACACAGUACCCAUCUACGAGGGUUACGCCCUCCCCCACGCCAUUCUCCGUUUGGACUUGGCUGGUCGUGAUCUCACAGAUUACCUCAUGAAGAUCCUCACCGAGCGUGGCUACUCCUUCACCACCACAGCCGAGAGAGAAAUCGUCCGUGAUAUCAAAGAAAAGCUGUGCUACCUUUCUGCAGCAUUUCUUUGA
Molecule: messenger RNA, 789 nt
Organism: Lingula anatina
Lineage: Eukaryota; Metazoa; Brachiopoda; Lingulata; Lingulida; Lingulidae
Product: actin, adductor muscle
Source: RefSeq, a predicted model, not a curated record